Messenger RNA from Caretta caretta (loggerhead turtle), 1825 nucleotides. It is a transcript of the gene GP1BB, whose product is annotated as glycoprotein Ib platelet subunit beta. The record is from RefSeq and is a predicted model, not a curated record. Lineage: Eukaryota; Metazoa; Chordata; Testudines; Cheloniidae.
GUGUCAUCUUGCAUCCCUCGGAACAGUUGCUUGGUGAAACCUCAGCUGUUCCGGCGAGACGGUGGCAGGGAGGAGUCCUGGGACUAGCUUUCCCCUUAUCUUGCAGAGCCAAGUGGGGAACUAGCAGAGAGCUCAGCUGUGUACUUGCAAAUGCUCCUGCACCACUUGCCCUCUUACUAUAAUCUUCCCUUGUGCCAGAGGCCAGCAAUCUGCAAAGAGCUGAAGAUGAUCUGCUGGAUCCUCUUCCUUUCCCUGCUGGGCUCUCUGCCCCUUGUGACGCCCACCUGCCCCUCGUCCUGCCAGUGCAGCGCCAACAUCGUCAACUGCAUGUCGGUAGAGCUGACCAAAAGCAGCCUCCCCGCAUCCUUCAGCCCCUCAACUCAGACCCUCUUCCUCAACAACAACCUGCUAACCAGCAUCCCCAGCGGGCUCCUGGACAACCUGCAGAGCCUCCAAGUGGCCUACCUGUGGGGGAACCCCUGGGAAUGCGACUGCGACAUCCUCUACCUGCGCUCGUGGCUCCAGUGGCAGCCGAAUCGGACCCUGUAUAGGAACGUGGUGUGUGCUUCCCCGGAACACCUGCGGGGCAGGAUCAUCGCGUACCUGUCGGAGGAUGAGCUCAUCUCUACCUGCCAGUACUGGUACUGCAGCAUCGCGCUCAUCUCCCAGAUCUGCCUCUUCCUCUUCAUCCUCCUCCAGGCUGUCCUGCUCCUCUUCAUCAUCUUGUUCCUGCAUAGAUUCCAGAGGAUCGCCAAUGUAGCCAGGCAGACCACCAAGGAGAUACACCAGCACGUAGAUACAUGGGCUCCCCUUUCAGAGAAUGCCCAUGACAUUGAUUAAUGUCACCAGGGCUUUCAGUCCUCAUGCUUCAGGGCAUAAGCUGAUCAGCGGGGCCAGGAAGAACAUCCUUCCUCCUGGGAUUGUAGCGUUGCGUGGGCCAUUUGGUGCAUUAUGCUGAGAACCAGCCUUUCUCUGAAGCAUAAGGAAUAGGCCACUGUCUAAAGCAGGACAUAGGCUGGGCCUAUUGCUCUGUUGCAGUGCAGCUAAUCCUGGGGUGUUAUAAUUCUGCACUCUUCCAAAGGGAUAGAAACAGGAUUGGGACAAACUGUUCUUUUAUCAGACCUGUGCAAACUUGGUUGCUUUGCUGAAGUGAAAACUGUUACUGGUCUGGUCUCAUUAGAGAUUUAGUGAUGCUCUGUGCAGAAUCACGUGCUCCAAGAACCAUAAGGAACUAACUUAUAGCUGGCAAGAGCCAGGGCAGUCUGAGCUAAUGCUGCUGCUAUGUAAUUCAUGCUCAUUUGGUCCCCAGGGCUCCAUACACUAAAAGACUGGGGGCUGAGCUUAGAAAGUCCCUGAUUCUGCUGGUUUGUUACAAUGUGGGCAGAAUCCAGCAGGCUGGCCCCAGGGUUAAGUAACUGGAGUAGGACACAGGAGAGAUGGAUUCGAUUUCCCAGCUCUGCCUCGGAUUGACUUGCCCAGGGUGACAGGAAAUCAGUCUCACUGUGCCACAGUAAAAUUGGGAUAAUGUUCCUCCCUGCUGGCCACGCUUUGCCUUCUCUGUUUAGGGUGGGGCUGUUCAAAAGCCCACAGUGUUGCCUCAAUUCUGUUCCCCGCUAAAUGAAGGCGGGAGCCCAGUUAGGCCAAUCCUGAGUGCUUCUGAAAGCCUCACCUCUUUAUCUUCCUAUGUGUCUGUAUGCUGCCCAGCAGGAUGGGGGCCUCUAGGGGCUAGUGAGAUAGCAAGAAAUACAUAAUGCAGCUUUAGCUAUUUAUAACAGUCCUUUCAUUUCUGUAACAAAACCGUAUUAAAAAAAUGAUGAUGCAAAUG